GCGGCCUAGUCAGGGUCCCCCAUCUUCAUCACCCCUGGAGGAGCUGUGGGUGCUCAGGGCCCCCAGGCCCGCUAUGGGGGCACGGACCUGGCAGCCGCUGUGGAAAGCUUUUAGUUCUCUUUUUUCUCCCUGUAAUGUUAGAAUAAGUGUAUUUGUGUUGCAGGGGUGAAGGUUAGUUAAUUAAUUAACCUUGAAAAUGAAGCUACUCUUAAGUGUUAAGUGUUCUCUUCCUCAGCCUCCUCACCCGUGGCUUUGUAAUUUCCUCUGGACCUCCUUUUGUCUGAUAGAGUUACAGAUGCAUUGGGAACAGCGUUAAGCCCACCAUUGUGUAAAAAUAGCAGAGUCCCUCAGAGGGCUGCAUCGUGAUUUCGGUUUGAGGAGCAUUCAACAAUGAGUGGAAAUGAGCACGACUGGCUGGCUCUCAAACCCCAGGAACCUUCUUCAUCCCAGUGCUGCGGCAGUGGCUGCAAACCCUGCAUCUAUGAUGUGUAUGAGAAGGAGCUUGCACAAUGGGAGAGGGCCAAAGCCAAGCAAGACAAAAGCCUCCUCCUGGAAAACAAGGAGCAGAGCAAUAAUUCAGAACUGAAUCCAGAUACAUUUACUGCAUUCAACAUAAGCUCAGUGGAGCAGCUAACAGAGGACACCUACCAGUACAAAUUUGAAUUACCGGGAAAUAGCAGUCUGCGAUUGAGUUUAGGACAACAUAUCGUGUUAAGAGGAGUGGUGAAUGGUUUGGAGGUCCAGCGAGCCUAUACCCCGAUUAGCCCAGGGAAUGCAGAAGGGUACUUUGAAGUGUUAAUGAAAUGCUAUGAAGCUGGGCUAAUGUCACAAUACAUAAAAACGUGGAAAAAAGGAGACACGGUCUUUUGGCGUGGGCCGUUUGGAGGGUUCCCAUAUCGACCUAAUAAGCACGGAGAACUCCUCAUGCUGGCAUCUGGUACCGGCCUCGCACCAAUGCUUCCCAUCCUCCAGUCCAUAACAGAUGAUGAAGAGGAUGAAACCUUUGUAACUCUUGUUGGCUGCUUCCGUACAUUUGACAAAAUUUACCUGAAACCUCUUCUCCAGGAUUUGGCUCGAUACUGGAACAUCAGAAUAUUUUAUGUCCUAAGCCAGGAAACAUCACUGGAGAAACUUCCUUGGAGCUAUCAGGAAAACACUUAUACUGGUCGUCUCAGUGAAGAUUUGCUGAAGAUGAUAAUAAAUUCCUGUCGAAGAAAGCCAUUUGUAUUAAUAUGUGGCUCUUCUGCAUUCAGUGAAGAUAUGAGUAGAUAUUUGAAAGCUGCAGGAAUCGAAGAAAAUUCCUGUUUUGUCUUUUAGCAGAAUAUUCCUGAUCUAAGAAAUCUUAGGCCGAGUCUUGGAUGUCCUUGUUUCUCUGCAGACAUUGCUCAAAUUCAGUCGUCUCCAUAGACUGAGUUCCUUGUGCAUAUACUGUCAUACCCUUUGGAUCAAAUAUUUGUCUCCAGUACGGUUCUCCCUCUUGAGAGUGUUUUAAGGAUCAGGUCUCACUCCAGAGUGGCUGCUACGAUCACCUACACCUUGGGGAACAGCGUGGUGAUGUUAAUGGAAGUCUGUACAUGCAAUCUUAAAGAGAUCCUAAGGGUACUAAAAAGCAUCCAAGUACAUAGCUCUGCUAUAACACAAAGACUAUUGUCUUGCUUUGUGAUCCAUGUUAGUCUGCAGUGAUAUUUGCCCUGUUAGAUAUCCAGAGGAGAAAUUUAAUCUUCGAGGAGAAGACUGCCUGGCCAAGGGAACAGCAGAGCACUGGCCCGGCCCUCUGGAGUCCGUGGGGUUCAUUUUGGUUGUGUCAUUAUCUUGCUGGGCAGUGCCAGGCAAGUCACUUUAACCUCUGUGCACCUCGGUUGCCCCAUUAUAGACUAAUAUAGAGAAGGAGGCACUGAUCUUCCCUGAAAAGAGCCUUUUCAACCAUAUAUGGAAGAACUAUACCUGGGAAUGGAAGUAUACUGAUGCCCAGUGAGGAGUGAGGCAGGCUGCCCUCCUGCCCUGGCACAGCCUGCCUUGUCUACGCUGAUCCUUAACACACAUAAGGCUGCCUGGGGAAAGAAACAGCAUGUUUUAAAACUGUGGGAGAAAGCAUCCGCAUUGUAGCUGCUAUCUGUCAGGGAGGAUGGUUGGUUGCUUCCUGUGUCCCCUAAGUGUUGUAGAAUAGCCCUGGUUCAUUAAAUUGAACCUCUUUUCAAAUAAA
Athene cunicularia (burrowing owl) is the source of this 2203-nucleotide messenger RNA. RefSeq names its product NADH-cytochrome b5 reductase-like (gene CYB5R5). Gene Ontology annotation, molecular function: oxidoreductase activity. The record is from RefSeq and is a predicted model, not a curated record. The transcript has 7 exons. Lineage: Eukaryota; Metazoa; Chordata; Aves; Strigiformes; Strigidae. The coding region runs from base 391 to 1317 and encodes 308 amino acids.